Molecule: messenger RNA, 1189 nt
Organism: Ricinus communis (castor bean)
Lineage: Eukaryota; Viridiplantae; Streptophyta; Magnoliopsida; Malpighiales; Euphorbiaceae
Product: triphosphate tunnel metalloenzyme 3
Exons: 2
Coding region: 335-940 (201 amino acids)
Source: RefSeq, a predicted model, not a curated record
AAAAUCUCUACUCAUCUAUCAAAAUUCAGAACAUUUUCUUCCUGCAGCAAAGCAAAGUCCGUUCAUGCCUUAUCGGAUGCUGCCAAAAUGCUGAGAAGAAAACCAACCAAAAUCGAACUCAAAAUCGAAGACAAAGAAGAACUCGAAGAAGCCCGCAAACGCGCCGCCGCCGCCGCCGCCGCUGCCGCCACCUCCUCCACCACCAUCACCUCCACCACCUCCACCGUCACCUCUCUUCUCCACUUGCUCGACCGUACCAACCAAACGAACCCAUCUUCCAAAUCCAACCGUAUCGGCCUCUCCUCUUAAAAGAAACAUACACACGCACAAGAUCAUGGAAGUAGAAGUUAAAUUGCGGAUUCAAGAUGCAGCCAAUCACACUCGCCUUAAAACCCUUCUUUCGCCUUCUCACAUCAAAACCCAUAACCAGCAAAACCUCUUCUUUGACUCUAUCUCUUCCUCUCUUUCCUCUCAACUUGCUGUUCUUCGCAUGCGUUUCUUUAACAAUGAUUCCCUUUGUGUCCUGUCUCUAAAGGCAAAACCUUUACUUGUAAACGGUGUGAGUCGUGUACAGGAAGAUGAAGAGGAAAUCAACCCAACAAUUGGCCGUGAAUGCGUGGCUGACCCAUCGAAAUUGAUUUCGAUUGAAUCGAGGAUUAUAAGUAGGUGCAAAGAGGAAUUUGGCGUCGGGAGUGAAAUGGGUUUUGUGUGUUUGGGUGGGUUUGAGAAUGUCAGAGAUGUUUAUGAAUGGAAAGGGUUUAAAUUAGAGGUUGAUGAGACUAAGUAUAGCUUUGGGGUUUCUUUCGAGAUUGAGUGUGAAACUGCUGAUCCUGAGGAUGCUAAGAGAGAGAUUGAAGAGUUUUUGAAGGGAAAUGGGAUUGAUUAUAAGUACUCUGAGAUGUCAAAGUUUGCUGUUUUUCGAUCUGGGAAGUUGCCUUAGUCAUCCUGAGUUCCUGAUAUCACUGACUUGGGGAAUCCUGAUAAUAUACCUAAGAUCAGAGACAGUAUGACAGCUCUAUUAAUUUCUUUCCUCCAGUGCAGCGUAUGCUCAAGAGACACCUACAUUCUUCAUGGCGAUUGAUAAUAGACUAUUUUGUUUUCUUGUAGCAUUUUUAUCUUGUAAACUCUAUGAAAUUACCCAUGUUCAGUUGAUCGGUGUCAAUGGCUUAGAUUGCUUCUUUUCUUUCUA